Messenger RNA from Canariomyces notabilis, 861 nucleotides. Its product is annotated as Glyoxalase/Bleomycin resistance protein/Dihydroxybiphenyl dioxygenase. Bases 188 to 685 code for a protein of 165 amino acids. The record is from RefSeq and is a predicted model, not a curated record. The transcript has a single exon. NCBI's taxonomy places the organism in Eukaryota, Fungi, Ascomycota, Sordariomycetes, Sordariales, Chaetomiaceae.
GAAAAACAACGUACAUACAAGCCGCCUCCAGAUCAGUCUCAGUUGCCCAGGGAGCUUCGUACCAGUCCACCUCAACAAAUCCAGUCCUGUACAGCACGUCAAUACCAGCACCGACUGUCGUCGGCAUACAUGAUCCCAACCUAGAAUUCCCUCUGUCUCUCGCCGAAUCUCAGAACAACUCAUUGCUAUGACAUACAUAACCAACGUCGCUCUCCUCGUCCGCGACUAUGACGAGGCAAUCGCUUUCUAUUCGAAACUGGGGUUCCAACUAGUGGAAGAUACCCCUAUUCCAGAGCAGGGCAAGAGGUGGGUCACCGUCCGACCACCUCCUCCAUAUCCGGAGCGCACCUCGGCAGCACAGCAGAGCACCGAAUUUUCAGAUUCUCAGGGUGGUGGUGGCGGGGCCAAGCAGGAGGCAUCGGCUAAACCGCCCGAGCUCUCACCGAGGGAAACGCUCAUUCUCCUGGCCCGUCCCAGCAACGCAGAGCAAGAGGCUUUCAUAGGGAACCAAACCGGGGGGAGAGUGUUCCUGUUCCUUGCGACGGACAACUUUGAGAGGGACUUUAAGCUGUUUUCGGAGGCGGGUGUCGAGUGGGUAGGGCCACGAAGGUCGGAGCCGUAUGGAGAAGUGGUCGUGUGGAAGGAUCUAUAUGGGAAUCUGUGGGACCUGGUUCAGUACCGCUAGCUUCAAGAUGUUUUAUAUGGAACUGGCUACGCUGGACGGUUGCAAAGGCCGGUUGGACAUCUUGCAAUAGGGGAAGGGACGCCAACGUACACGGCAUACUAUAUUACCAUCAGCUGUGACUUCACAGGUUGGGUUGGCGGCAUGGUGCUUUGCCGUCGUCCCGCUAAAUGAUAAAG